Molecule: messenger RNA, 1494 nt
Organism: Tribolium madens (black flour beetle)
Lineage: Eukaryota; Metazoa; Arthropoda; Insecta; Coleoptera; Tenebrionidae
Gene: mtSSB
Product: single-stranded DNA-binding protein, mitochondrial
Exons: 4
Coding region: 92-535 (147 amino acids)
Biological process (GO): positive regulation of helicase activity; mitochondrial DNA replication
Cellular component (GO): mitochondrial nucleoid
Molecular function (GO): single-stranded DNA binding
Source: RefSeq, a predicted model, not a curated record
UUGAAACAUGGCGCUCAUAAUCAUAACCUCAAAACGUCGACGCAAGGCGCAAGCGCCGCCAUUAUAAUUUUUGUUGUGUUAUUGUACCGAAAUGGCUUUAUUUAAGACUACAACUUUAUCUUCCGUUUUGCGUAAUACCAAAAAUAUAAAAAUAUUUCGACACUCAUCAACAACCACCACCGAUCAGGAGCCUGCAAAAAUUGAAAAAAGUAUCAAUAGUGUCCAAUUAUUGGGUCGUGUGGGUGCCGAUCCCCAGAAAAAGGGAACGGAGCAGCACCCCAUCGCCGUUUUUUCUCUAGCGACUCACACGAAUUACCGUUACGAAUCGGGGCAAUUUAUGCAGCGUACGGAAUGGCAUCGAGUGAUUUGCUUCAAACCCGGGUUGAGAGAGACAAUCUUGAAUUUCUUAAAAAAGGGACAAAGAGUGCACGUGACUGGUCGCAUUACUUAUGGGGAGGUUAUGGGGGAGGAUGGCAAGCCGAAAUCCACCACGGCUAUAGCAGCAGACGACGUCAUUUUUUUCCAGACUCGUUAAUAAGUUAGACAUCACUUUACUCAAGAUCUGAUAAGAUUAUUUAGGUACAAGACAAGGCGAACUCACAUCUUUGUUUUUUGAGUGGCGGAAAUCCAGGUACUGUUUUUUCAGUAUUAUUUUCGGGUCUUUCAAGGGGGGAUACGGCAGUCCGGUUAUAAAGACAGCCCGGCCGUUUAUAUCGGCGAAGUCUAAGCCUUCGGAGACUUUGCCACGACAUACCCCCAUAAAAAUAGCCCCACUGUAGCUCGGGUCUUGGAUUUUGGCAUAGUACUCGGACAUGGCGGUGGCGAAGGAAAUUUUGUCUUUCGGUUCGACAUAAAUUGGCUAAAAAUCAACAAUAAAUGGCCGGUAAAUAAUGUUUCCGCCGUACUUUAAUUCGGUUUAUAGAGUCCCAUAUGCCGUCGUCUUGCCAGUGUUCAAUUGUUUUUUGCAUAAUUAUGUAAGAAGGGAAAAAAAUUAAAACACCGUCGGGGAUUACCCGGAUUAGAUUCGAAAUUACUAGCCCCAACGAUCGUAAAUAUUUCGGAUUAGCCCGAUUUUGAAAAUUACUAUUUAGGGGUUCCAUAUCGGGGCCUUUGCUCAAAAUUUUAACACAGACUUGGUCACCUUGUACAAUGUGGGGGUUUUCAAUCCGUACCCCGAUGUCGAGCUCAAGUUCCGAAAUUAGAGGCUUCAAGGGGGCCAAAGUGCCACUAGUGAGGAUCACGCAGUGGAUAUUGCGAUCCAUCAACAUAUUCAUCCUAAAUUAAUAAAUGAAAGGUGGUUAAAAAUUAAAAUCAGGUCUGACUUACGCAAAUCCGGGACUAAAACACCAAAAAUUUAACACGCGACAACUUUCUUUUUGCUCAAUUUUUUGCGAGUAUCGGGUUUUCCAGAGAUUUUCGGGCUUUUCGUCUUCUACUUGGACCUAAUAAUUGUUGUAAAAAAGUAAUAAAGAUGUUUCAUACAUUACUUUAAAA